Periophthalmus magnuspinnatus is the source of this 2536-nucleotide messenger RNA. RefSeq names its product synaptophysin b (gene sypb). The record is from RefSeq and is a predicted model, not a curated record. The transcript has 7 exons. Bases 70 to 948 code for a protein of 292 amino acids. NCBI's taxonomy places the organism in Eukaryota, Metazoa, Chordata, Actinopteri, Gobiiformes, Gobiidae. Gene Ontology annotation, cellular component: synaptic vesicle; synaptic vesicle membrane; presynaptic active zone.
GCUGUUCCGGAUGAGCCGCGGCCCUCCCUCCACCCCUCUGAUCCUCUUAACAGCGAGUAAGCGGCCAAGAUGGACGUGGUGAACCAGUUGGUGGCCCAAGGGCAGUUUACAGUCGUCAAAACUCCACUGGGAUUCAUCAAAGUUCUACAAUGGAUCUUUGCGAUCAUGGCCUUCUCCACAUGUGGCAGUUACUCGGGUGUGUUCAAGAUGAGCGUCGAGUGUCAAAACCGAUCCGAGAGCGACCUGGGAAUAGAAGUACAGUUUGAAUACCCCUUCAGGCUCCAUCAGGUGUACUUUGACGCCCCCACCUGUAAGGGAGGGACCACUGAGCGCCUGUUCCUGGUGGGAGAUUACUCUUCGUCAGCGGAGUUCUUCGUCACCAUCGGGGUCUUCUCCUUCCUGUACUCCAUGGCAGCGCUCUCUGUGUACUGCUUCAUUCUGGAAAAGUACAAGGAGAACAACAAAGGAGCCCAGAUCGACUUCGUGGUCACUGCAGUAUUCGCCUUCAUGUGGCUGGUGUCCUCUUGUGCUUGGGCCAAAGGUUUGUCUGAUGUGAAAACAGCCACUGACCCUGAGCGGGUGAUCACUCUGAUCGGUGCCUGUGACGAGCAGACGGUCCGCUGCCGCGAGCUGUACGAGCCCAAAGUGUCUGGCCUCAACACCUCAGUGGCCUUCGGCUUCAUCAACGUGAUCCUGUGGAUUGGAAACCUGUGGUUCGUGUUCAAAGAGACGGGCUGGAUGGCGGCCUUCUCCGGGACGUACAUGCCGUCACAAGAGAAGCAGCCCGCCCCCGACUCCUUUGGGCAGGGGGGCUACGCGCAGCAGGACCCCUACGCCGGCUCCCAGGGCGGGUACCAACCCGACUACGGCCAGCAGGGCUACAGCGAGGAGGGAGGGUACAACCAGGGCUACGAGCAGCAGCCCACCUCUUACUCCAAUCAAAUGUAAACCAGUCCAGCUCCAGCAGCUGCAGGGCGGUCAUGUGAUUACAGAGCGUGGGCGUGUCCUCGCUCCUGUGUUCGUCUGUGUGAGUGUCUGUGAUUGGACAGCGGCGGGAGGAGGGGGAGGGAACAGGACAUGGGUCUGUGGGUCUUUACUGUAUCAUGAUGUUUAUUCUUGUGAUGUAUUUAACUGUAGAAGACAACAGAGGAUUGUCUGUUUGGUUUUAUGAGAAAAACUUGAAUACAAUACCAAAACAUUUAAGACAUUUAUGAAAAAAGCUGUAGUAAUAUUUAACUUGAGAGAAUGUACUGUCUGUGCUGUGUAAAUAUUAACAUGCUGAUAUAUAUAAAUAUAAAUCUACUUCUAUGGACUCAGUUGAAUAAUUGUGCACUCCAUAUCAGUUGUUAUACAACAAAUGUUGAGCACAGGGCGAUUCAACUGCUUUUACUUUGGUUCUGUUUAGGAGCUCACAGUUUUGCCCCUCGUUGUUCUAAAACACUCUGCUGAUUUAUUCUAUGGAUGUUUUUUUUUUCAUUUUGUCUGUCAGAUUUUUUUUAAAUGUCAUUAAAUGUGACUCGAUGAGGGAAAACUGAAGCUGUGAAGGAAACGGUUUAAAGGGAAAGAAUCUAUUUAUGAAAAAAAACAAACUAGUAAUGCUUUUAGUGUUUACAGAUGAAGUGUUUCUGUUCCUUCGGUUCUUGUAUCAGUUAUUGUCACCGCAGAAGUGACGUCAUGACAAACGAGCUGUGUAGGUCGUCUGUAGUGCGCAUGGUAGAACCUCCCGUUUCCUCCGCUGUUUGUGCAGCACUUCAGUGUGACGUCAGGACUCCGAACAGUGACUUUAUGUUGGGUUUAUGUAACAGAAUCGUGUCCGUUUUGUGAAUGAAACUCGUCUUGUUUUGAUCGCCUUUUAUGUGAUCCGGACAGAAAGAGGCAUAUAGUUUUUUAAAUGAUCUUUAAACGAGGAUCUUUAAAGGUGUUCUUAAUAUAAUAAUAGUAUUCCUCUGCAUCUUCAGCCCUUGUCUCGCUAUUUCUCAAGGCGACUGAAUCUAUUGCAUGCGUUUUACUCUUUAUAUCCUUACGCAUCCUUAUACGAUUUGAGAGGCUGCAGACACAUCACACAUUUGAAACGUUAAUAUGUUUGAGUGACGGUGGCAGUGAGACGGCUCCAAAAAUGCUCCAAAAAUGACUUUCUUCCGGAUAAACUACCCGACUCCAACCCAGACAUAAAAACACAUUUGCCAAACACAGCCACAUCCUGAUAACAUGAAUAACCUGCUUUUACGAGCCUUAUCCAAGCAAAUUCUCACAGUUUUUUCUUUAUAAAUCAGGGGUAAACUCCAGGCACUGUUCCACUCACUCACUAGCGCCCUCUCCUGACUUCUCCCUUUCACUGUAGCUCUUAUAAAUAUGCUCAGAUGAUCUAAACUGUACUGUAGUGGUGAACGAUGUCUUGUGAUACGGCUUUGGAUAGUGCUGUGUUUACUGUUAUGUAAUAGUAUUUAUGAAAAAAUAUCCCACACUCUCCAGAAACCUGCUGUAUUAUUAUAUUGAAUCCAUGUGAAACGAAAUUAAAUAAAACUUGAAAUUAUUA